Messenger RNA from Sodiomyces alkalinus F11, 741 nucleotides. RefSeq lists its product as hypothetical. The record is from RefSeq and is a predicted model, not a curated record. The transcript has a single exon. Lineage: Eukaryota; Fungi; Ascomycota; Sordariomycetes; Glomerellales; Plectosphaerellaceae. Bases 99 to 287 code for a protein of 62 amino acids.
UAUCCCCAAACAUAUGGGAAAUUUUACGGAUAUUAAUCACUACCCAGCGGUCAAAGGAGACGUUACAACCCCCCCUUGGACAUUAUCCUCGACCGACCAUGCUCCUCGGCAGUGCUCUUCGCUUCUGGGCUCUCGUCCACGAUACAGGCGUCCCACCUCCGUGCCUUACUCCUUCUGUCUCCUCUCGACAUGCAGAGGGGAAGCCCAAGCCCCCGACGUCACAGCGACCGGUCGAGCCUUUUUUGACACCCCCGCAAAAUGGACACAUGCACAACAUGUGCACUUGACUCCCUUCAGGCAGUUCAAGCCUUCUUCGUCUCCGAACUAUCUCACUCAUCUUCUCGAGUGUGCAGAUAUGCUACUGAUGGACCGUAAAUAUGUUAGGGUAACCAGCUGCUUGUCCUCGUUUCCCUGCCCCUCGCGUCUUAGUCGGCGACAACGACGGAGCAAGCCUUAUCCUUAUCGCUUUUCCUUUGUUUCCUACCUACCUGCAUCUACCGAGUAGUUUCCUUACGAUGCCGACAAAUGCAGGAUAUGCUCCCAAGUUUUAUGACGGUAUACCAGCAUGAUAGAAAAACAGUUUCCCACCAAGAGCUGCCCCUGGUUAUCGUGGUCCCAAUGUGAUGCAUACGCGAAGUGCGAAGUACUUAAUUCGUCGACGGACGUGACAGUAACACAAUACAAUACAGCAAGGAAUACCCCGCGCAGUGGGAGGAGGAGGAGAUAAUUAUCACACGGCCG